AUGGCUACUUUAAGAUCACGGCCAUGGAACUACCUUCAAAAUUAUAUGUAUGGUCCUAAUCAAACUUGGUCUUCAUGUCCCUGUAAACCCAAAUUCUUCAAUUACGGUUUGAUCAAAGCGAAAAAUCGAAGGGUUGGGGCUGUUGGGUUGGCUCCUCUGUGGCAUGAAAGACGGAGAAGGAGAAGGUUAAUGGUGGUGGCUAAAGGGUAUGAUGGGUGGGAAGGUCAUGACUUUCAGCGAUGUGUUUUUUCGGAUGAAGACGAGAAGUUUGUGGAGGCCCUCCGGGAAGUUCAGCCUUAUAUUUUCUUGCACAGAGGCACUACAUUUGUUGUGGUCAUAGCAGGGGAGAUUGUUGCUAGUCCUUACUUGUUGGAUGCACUACUCCAGGUUACGGAUUUAUAA
Molecule: messenger RNA, 402 nt
Organism: Prunus armeniaca (apricot)
Lineage: Eukaryota; Viridiplantae; Streptophyta; Magnoliopsida; Rosales; Rosaceae
Source: the annotation of a GenBank genome assembly